AUGUCGAAGCCUGCUCUUGCCCGCCUCUCCCUCGGGGCUCUGUCCCGCAGCAGCCUGGCUCCAGCCACUCACAAUGAGGGACGCAACAUGGCAGAGGCUUUGGACGAACAGCAGCGGCAGAGGCUGCAACAGGAAGGGGAUGCGGCCGCAGCCCAGACCAGCGCUCCAGUCGCAUCUUUUCGCAAGACACUGCACCUCCACAUCGGCGCAGACUUGCACAUUCCUGUGCGUGACAGCAAGUACACCCACCCCAGCCGGGAGGAGCAGCAGCAGGCAGCAGCAUCCAGCGACCCAUUUGAUGGCUUGCCGCUGAGGGCGUGGGCUGAGAAGCUUGGGGAGAGAGUGAUGCCUGCCUAUGAGCUCAUCAAAGAAGAGCAGGAGGCUGCGAAGAAAGCCGCCAGGGCUAUGGGAAAGCAGGUCACGGAGAUGCAUGUUCCCAACAUCCCCCACGUGCUGCCACUCACAAGAUGGGCGGCUCAGAGCAAGGCCAUGCAGAGCACUUUUGUGGUGGACGAGUCCAAGAACAGGAAGAAGGCUCGGCUGUCCUGGUACCAUCCAGAUGACACGAUGGUGCCUCGCGACUGGUUCCGUGGAGGCUUGCUGAAGGAUCUGGCCUACUAUCGCCCCUUCUCUGCCGACAGCUGA
Messenger RNA from Coccomyxa subellipsoidea C-169, 645 nucleotides. RefSeq lists its product as hypothetical. The record is from RefSeq and is a predicted model, not a curated record. Bases 1 to 645 code for a protein of 214 amino acids. NCBI's taxonomy places the organism in Eukaryota, Viridiplantae, Chlorophyta, Trebouxiophyceae, Coccomyxaceae. The transcript has 5 exons.